UCACGCCUUUUCCGAUUCUCUACAUAAGCCCCCCACACUCUCUCUCUCUGCAUAAAAUUCGUCAGCAACACUCUAGAGCGAGAAAGAGAGACUGAUAUGGCAGACGAAGCAAAGGCCAAAGGCAACGCGGCCUUCGCCGCCGGAAACUUCACGGAGGCGGUCGACCACUUCACGGGGGCGAUCAGCCUCGCUCCGGACAACCACGUCCUCUACUCCAACCGAUCCGCCGCCUACGCCUCCCUCAACCAGUUCUCCUUGGCCUUGUCCGAUGCCCUAAGCACCGUCGGUAUCAAGCCUGACUGGUCCAAGGCCUACUCUCGCCUUGGCGCUGCCCACUUGGGACUCCGCAACUACAACGAAGCCAUCUCUGCCUACAAGAAGGGCCUCGAAAUCGACCCCAACAACGAAGCCCUCAAGUACGGCCUCGCAGACGCCGAGUCCGCCGCCGAGUCCGCAGCCCGAUCUCGCGCUGCGCCGCGGCCACCAGCUUCUCCCUUCGGAGACACGUUUUCUGGCCCUGAGAUGUGGGCCAAGCUCACUGCCGAUUCGACCACGAGAGCGUAUCUGCAAGAGCCUGAUUUCGUGAAAAUGAUUCAGGAGAUUGAGAAAAACCCUAGCAUGUUGAAUCUGUAUUUGAAGGAUCAGAGGAUUUUGCAAGCUCUAGGUGUUUUGUUGAAUGUGAAGAUGAGGACGCCGAACUCGGCUGAAGAUGCAGAUGUUCCUAAUGCGCAGGAGAGGAAGAGGCCAGCUGAGGCGGAGCCGCCGAAGGGGAAGGAGCCUGUGGAAGUACCGGAGGAGGGAGAGAAAGAAGGUAGAGAGAGGAAGGCACAGGCGCAGAAGGAGAAGGAGGCUGGUAAUGCGGCUUACAAGAAGAAGGAUUUUGAUACGGCAAUUGAGCGAUACACGAAGGCGAUUGAAUUGGAUGAUGAAGAUAUUUCGUUCCUCACGAAUCGCGCAGCUGUGUACUUGGAGAUGGGCAAGUAUGAUGAAUGCAUUAAGGAUUGUGAUGAAGCUGUUGAAAGGGGAAGGGAGCUUAGGUUGGACUAUAAGAUGGUUGCAAGGGCCUUGACAAGAAAAGGAACUGCAAUAGUGAAAAUGGCGAAGUGUUCAAAGGACUAUGAACCUGCUAUUGAAAUGUUUCAGAAAGCUCUUACAGAGCAUCGCAACCCAGACACAUUGAAAAGGCUCAAUGAUGCUGAAAAAGCAAAGAAAGAACUGGAGCAGCAAGAGUAUUUUGAUCCAAAAUUGGCUGAUGAGGAGCGUGAGAAAGGUAAUGAGUAUUUUAAAGAGCAAAAGUAUCCAGAGGCUAUUAAACAUUAUACGGAAGCCCUAAAGAGGAAUCCCAACGACCCAAAGGCAUAUAGUAACAGGGCUGCAUGCUACACAAAACUUGGGGCAAUGCCUGAGGGACUGAAGGAUGCAGAGAAGUGCAUUGAGCUUGAUCCAACUUUUGCCAAGGGGUAUAGUAGAAAAGGUGCGGUCCAGUUUUUCAUGAAAGAGUAUGAUAAAGCUUUGGAAACAUACCAACAAGGGUUGAAGCUUGAGCCUCAGAACCCAGAGUUGCUAGAUGGUAUAAAGAGAUGCGUGCAACAAAUUAACAAGGCUAGCCGGGGGGAUCUAAGCCCUGAGGAACUUAAGGAGAGACAGGAAAAGGGGAUGCAGGAUCCAGAAAUUCAGAACAUCCUCACAGAUCCUGUUAUGAGACAGGUGUUGAGCGACUUCCAGGAAAAUCCAAAGUCUGCUCAGGAGCAUAUGAAGAACCCGCAAGUGAUGAGCAAGAUUCAGAAACUGAUCAGUGCAGGGAUUGUCCAGAUUAAAUGAAUAUGAAUGGAGAGUUACAUACAGUAACAUAGACAAAGCAUUUAACAUCUGUUAAUUGUUUUUACCUUGUGUGUAUUUUUUGUGGAUCAAGUGGUAGAAACGUAUUGCAUUGGAUAAAUAUCUCAAUGUUGAUGAUUUUGAUAUAGUUGUCUGGAGAACUCUUCGGUUGCUUUCACACUCUUUUAAGUCUUGUUUUGAUUUGAUAUGAAAAGAGAUGCCAACUUUGUUUAA
Molecule: messenger RNA, 2052 nt
Organism: Camellia sinensis
Lineage: Eukaryota; Viridiplantae; Streptophyta; Magnoliopsida; Ericales; Theaceae
Product: hsp70-Hsp90 organizing protein 3
Molecular function (GO): Hsp90 protein binding
Source: RefSeq, a predicted model, not a curated record